Molecule: messenger RNA, 636 nt
Organism: Paramecium sonneborni
Lineage: Eukaryota; Ciliophora; Oligohymenophorea; Peniculida; Parameciidae
Source: the annotation of a GenBank genome assembly
AUGGGAGUUUGCUCAUCUACACAAAAAAGAACAUAAAGAUAAAAUACAAAAGUUGAUGUCUAAUUUAUCUUGGAGACUCUUACAGAAGAGUCUUAAAUCAAUGAGAUAUAUAAAAGUUUAAAUGGUCAGACUUAAACUGUGUUUGAAAACUUGUUAAAUAACAAAAAUAUCAGUCGUAAUAUUACUUAAACAGAAUAUGAUUUCUAUUCAAAAAAAACAGAAGAGUUGAAUCUCUUAAAUUCUUAUCUUUAAAACUAUUAUAAUAACUAUUACAGAAUAGUAGUUUCUAACAUUAAAAGUGAAAACUUAUAUUACUUUGAAAAUUUAAAUCUUAAAUUCAUUAUCCAACUCUACUUGGCAAUGAAAACUAUUAAAAACAAUGGAAAUGAAUGGUGGAAUAAAUAAAGUUUUCAUACUCUAGAAAAACUCAUAACAAAUAGAUUUAAUAUCUUUCCAAAGGUAGUUGAAGAGGGAAGAAUAACACCAUUUCUAAAUUUUAUCUAACUUUUAAUAAAAUUGAGCAUAAAGCUAAUGAAUUUAGAGGGUAUGACUCUUGAUGAGAAGGAAAUUGAAUUGAUAUUUGAUACAAAGGGAUCAAUACUCUACAAUUAAAUUAAAGUUGACUUAUUAAUCUGA